CGCUCCGGCAGCUCCAACAUGGCGGCGUCCUGCGGCUCCUCGCAGCUCCCGCCCGCCGAGCCGCCCCUCAAGAUCCCCAAGAUGGAGGUGCUGUCGCCGGGCUCGCCGGGGGCGUUGAGCGACGGCAACCCCAGCCUCUCCGACCCCUCCACCCCCAGCGGCGCCUCCCCGCUGGGCCCGGGGCCGGCGGCCGGCGGGGCCGGGCCGGGGGUCGGCGGCGGGGCGGGGGGCCGCGGCGGGGCCUCGCCCUCCGUCUCCUUCUCGCCGGGCGGCGCCGCCGCCGCAGCCGCCGCCGCCGCUUGCCGAGGGAUGUCGUGGACGCCGGCGGAGACCAACGCGCUGAUCGCCGUCUGGGGGAACGAGCGGCUGGUGGAGGCCCGGUACCAGCAGCUGGAGGGCGCCGGCACCGUCUUCGGCAGCAAAGCCCCCGGCCCCGCCAUGUACGAGCGCGUCUCCCGCGCCCUGGCCGAGCUGGGCUACGAGCGCACCCCUUCCCAGUGCCGGGAGCGCAUCAAGCAGCUUCACAAGAGACAGAGUGAGUUAGUAAGGAAUGCAAAAUAUACCCUUCGCAGGUGCUACAGCCGGGUGAAGGAGCACGGCGUCGGGAAGAGGAAAAGCAGCUACACUUUUGAGCAGCUGGAGCAGGUCUUUGGGCAGGGAGGAUGGGACUCCCAGCCCUGCCAGCCCGUCCUCAUCAACAGCAGCGGCUUGUACCAGGAGCUGGAGUCGGACGGCAGCACGAUGGAGGAGUAUUCGCAGGAGGAUUGGGGAAACCACAGUCAGGAUCUUCAUUGCUACCAGACCGGCGAACAGGAGUUGGAUGAAAUGCCUCCCACAAAACGAACAUUAAAGAUAAAGCAGGAAUCUUCGGAAGACGCGCAGAAGCGCGACGUCAUGCAGAACAUUAUGCAAAUCCUGGAGUCGGUCCAGCUGAAGUGGGAGCUGUUUCAGAGCUGGACGGACUUCUCCCGGCUCCAUCUUUCCAACAAACUGGCCAUUUUCGGCAUCGGUUACAACACCCGCUGGAAGGAGGACAUCCGUUACCACUACGCCGAGAUCAGCUCCCAGGUACCCCUCGGCAAACGGCUCCGGGAAUAUUUCAACUCGGAAAAACCGGAGGGCCGGGUCAUCAUGACCCGGGUGCAGAAAAUGAACUGGAAAAACGUUUAUUACAAAUUCUUGGAGAUCACCAUCAGCGAAGCCCGCUGCCUGGAGCUCCACAUGGAGAUCGACUGGAUCCCCAUCGCUCACUCCAAACCCACCGGCGGCAACGUCGUGCAGUAUUUAUUGCCGGGCGGGAUUCCCAAAAGCCCCGGCUUGUACGCCAUCGGCUACGAGGAAUGCCACGAAAAACCCCCCUCCCCUCCCGCCGAGCACCGGGGGCCCGAUCCCGGCACCGAGACUCCCGGCGAGCUGGAGGUCCCUUCCCCGCAAGCUUCCCUCCGGCUGGAUAUGGAAUCCGCCCGGAUUAUCUACUGUUACCUCGGCAUCGCCGAGGUCCGGACUCUCCAGCAGUGCCUGUUUUUACAUUUUCAGGCAAACACCAAAACCUUCAGCAAGGAUUGGGUGGGGAUCAACGCCUUUUUAUCCCAGAACUGCCUCGUCGAGCCCGGCGUCUCCCCCAAAUCCAUCUACAUCAAAUUUGUGGAAGUGGAGAGGGAUUUUCUUUCCGCCGGCUCUUUGGUAGAGUGCCUGGAAAAAGCCAUCGGAUACCCCUUAAAAUUUAACAACUGAGGCUCGUCCUUCAUAAGGAUUCGGCUUUUCCGCCCUUUUUUUCCAGCUCGCUACCAGACGCUUUGGGCUCCCGUCCCUCCGCAGCCGGGCGAGUCGGACUUUUCCGCCCGGAAAGGAGGUUGUUUGUGGGUUUUUUUGUUUUUUUGAGGGGGGGGGGGCGCGGUGGGGGGUUGACGGGAGGUUCGCGGGGUACAUCCCCUCGCCUCGGCCCUCUCUCGGCCCCGGCCGCCGGCUUUUCCCACCGCGCCGGCCGCUAUUCCCAACGGAGGGAGGCAGGCGCUCGCGCGGCGAGGACAAACCCCCCCCCCGCCGCCGCCCCCCAAUCCCGGCCCCCCCCCGCCCCGUGAAGCGCCCGUAGGUACAUUCCACGCGGGACGAGCGCGUUGCACGUGGCGUUUUCAUGCGAAAAGCUGGGGUUUUGGGGGUUUGUUUUUUUUUUUUUUUGGGGGGGGGUGGGGGGGUGGGGAGGGGGGGGUUCUUUAUUCCACAGUGUCUCGUUUGGACGCAUCCCGUCUCUCUCUGAAGUGUUAUUACGGAUCCGAAUAAAUAAGCAAUAGAUAACGGCAAGUUAAACCUUGAACCACGUUAAAGGAGACUGUUUUUCAAGAGAACUGUUGUAUAUAAUUUAGGAACUUCACUUUUUCUUUUUAUUUUUUUUUUUUAUUAUUAUUUUUUUUUGUAAUUUUUUGGUCGCCCGUCGAGUGUUCUCCUCUCUCCGAACAGUGUUGCCUGCGCAAAGACUUUGGUUUCCGUGACGUGUUCCACUGGACUCGUAGCGUCGCCGUCGCCCGCUUCUUUCUUUUUGUCGGGGUUUCGUUUUUUGAACGUUAAAAGAAUU
Chroicocephalus ridibundus (black-headed gull) is the source of this 2572-nucleotide messenger RNA. It is a transcript of the gene MSANTD2, whose product is annotated as Myb/SANT DNA binding domain containing 2. NCBI's taxonomy places the organism in Eukaryota, Metazoa, Chordata, Aves, Charadriiformes, Laridae. The record is from RefSeq and is a predicted model, not a curated record. The transcript has 5 exons. The coding region runs from base 19 to 1734 and encodes 571 amino acids.